This is a messenger RNA of Gekko japonicus, 478 nucleotides long. RefSeq names its product adhesion G-protein coupled receptor D1-like. Gene Ontology annotation, biological process: adenylate cyclase-activating G protein-coupled receptor signaling pathway; cell surface receptor signaling pathway. Gene Ontology annotation, cellular component: membrane. Lineage: Eukaryota; Metazoa; Chordata; Lepidosauria; Squamata; Gekkonidae. Gene Ontology annotation, molecular function: G protein-coupled receptor activity. The record is from RefSeq and is a predicted model, not a curated record. The annotation marks the transcript as partial. The transcript has 4 exons.
GUUGACAGCCAAAGCAGUUGCUGUCUUACUGCCUAUCCUGGGUAGUUCAUGGAUCUUUGGCGUUCUGGCUGUCAAUGACCAUGCAUUGGUCUUCCAGUACAUGUUUGCAAUAUUCAACUCCUUGCAAGGAUUCUUCAUCUUCCUGUUUCACUGUCUUCUGAACUCAGAGGUGAGAGCCGCCUUCAAGCACAAAACCAAAGUGUGGUCCCUCACCAGCAGUUCCAUGCGCAACAUCAACGUGAAGCCUUUCCACUCCGAUAUCAUAACUGGGAACAGGCCGGGAACCAGCCCCACGAAACUGAAUACUUGGGACAAGAGCAGCAAUUCGGCAAACAGGAUCGACCUCUCGGCAGUCUGACGCCAGACCCCGUCAGCCCUCCUGUCCAGCAGCCGAGCCAUGCCUUCGGGACCUUUGCCAUGGUUUCUGCCCGCCCAGGAUUUGCUCUCAACUUGUGCCAGUAGUGACUUCUCCUUUAAU